CCUGGUUUUAGUUGCUCUUAUCGGACGCCUGCAUUUACAAUGCAAAAUACAGCCCGAGGUGUAAGAUAGCCUCGAGUACCUUGAGCAUAUCAUAGCCACCAAGUUCAAGCCGCUCUCGCCAACGACGGCAACGACAACGACAUCGACGACAACGAAGUUUGUGGUUUUGUGGCGCAGUCGAUGACGCUGACGACGACUUGGGGCUGUCGUGGCGCUGAUUAGUUGAAAUAGAAACGUUAACAAUGCCUCAUCUACUACGGAAGUUGCCCGUUUCUCCCACGGCUACAAUGCACGAUCCACGGACCACAAUCCGAAACCUGCCUCCGGCCUACAGUCCCGCACAGACGCCGCUUAGCCGGGAGAAGGAUUUUGCUCCGCAGGUGCGCUAUCAUCUGGAGCUGCCACGCAAGCCAAAGUUUCGCCCCUGCAAGGUCAUCUUUGUGGGCGACUGCUCCGUUGGCAAGACGGCCAUAGCAAAUCGCUUCUGCUAUGACAAGUUCCAGUCCAACUACAAGGCAACGAUUGGCGUGGACUUUGAGCUGGAGAACUUUAAUAUACUUGGUCACAAUUACUGCCUGGAGAUGUGGGAUACGGCCGGACAGGAGCGCUUCAAGUGCAUCGCUGGCGCCUAUUAUCGCAACGCAAGUGGUAUGUACAUAAAAUUAUCAUUUUCUGCCCUUCAGACCCAAUUUCCAUUAGUGAUUGUGGCGACCUAUGACAUGUCGCGACGCGAUACCCUGGAAUCUGCCAAGAAAUGGCUGGCCAGUGCACUCAACUACAAUUCAAGCCACAGACCACUGGUCUUUCUGGUGGGCACGAAGGCAGAUCUCUUGACAAAGGAGGAAUUCAUGCGUAUGGAGCGGUUGGCGGGCAUGGCGGCCGCCGAACUUAAUGCGGAAUAUUGGUCCGUAUCGGCGCGUUCCGGCUUUAACGUUACGGAGUUGUUUCAACGGCUGGCUGCAUUGGCUUUUGAGGAGGCAGUGAAGCAGCAGCUAGGAUCGCUCAAAGGCACAGCACAGGAACAGGCGACGCUGGCAUCUGUGAAAUCGCAAACAUUUGAUUUACGUAGCUAUUUCAGCAGUCGCUUCUCAAGGCAAAAAAAUGGAUGUGCUUGCUAGCCUUUACAAUUAAUUUUAUGUUAAAUAAAGCAAUUUAUAUUAAAAAGUA
Drosophila obscura is the source of this 1167-nucleotide messenger RNA. RefSeq names its product ras-related protein Rab-34 (gene RabX5). Gene Ontology annotation, molecular function: GTP binding; GTPase activity. The transcript is spliced from 5 exons. The record is from RefSeq and is a predicted model, not a curated record. The coding region runs from base 243 to 1118 and encodes 291 amino acids. Lineage: Eukaryota; Metazoa; Arthropoda; Insecta; Diptera; Drosophilidae.